Molecule: messenger RNA, 2118 nt
Organism: Stegostoma tigrinum
Lineage: Eukaryota; Metazoa; Chordata; Chondrichthyes; Orectolobiformes; Stegostomatidae
Product: heparan sulfate glucosamine 3-O-sulfotransferase 3B1-like
Exons: 2
Coding region: 229-1404 (391 amino acids)
Molecular function (GO): [heparan sulfate]-glucosamine 3-sulfotransferase activity
Source: RefSeq, a predicted model, not a curated record
UUUUUUUAUCAAAGAGGCUGUGAGGCUGGGUGAGCUUGGGAAUUAGCAGCAGAAGCAGAAGCGAGGAUCUGAGAGAGAGGAGUUUCACUAUGCGGCCAGUCUAAAGGCAGUGAUUCUCUGCAGCCGCCACCCACUGUGUUCCUAGACGAUGGAAAUGGAUUUGAUCACCCCCUUGCACUUUCUGUAAGUAGGUUGCGCCUGGUUAAAGAUGAAUCGCUUGCACACGGCAUGGAAUGCAGCCUGAGCUGGUAUCAUUCAGAAUUCACUCUCCCGGCCGCCUUCCGAAAGAAACUUUUGUUGCUGCUCACCAUGAUCUUCCUGUGGCUCUACAUCUUCUACUCUUGCGCUGGCCUCUGCCUCUCAGUGCCCGGCUUGGGCUACACCAAGGACGGCGGCGGCGGCAGCAGCGUGCCGGGCGGCCUGAAGGUGUCAGCAGGAGGCAGUAUGUCUGAGCUAAGCUCGCAGCCGCGGCAGGAGCCGGUUCUAGCCGCCGCCCGGGAGCGCCUGGUCUUCAGGUCGGCUUCCCGGGACCUGCUGCAGGAUGACCGUGUCGAGCUGACUGAGGAGAGCCCCACGGCCGAGGGCGGCCACUCGCCCAAACCUUUCGAGUUCAACCUGGGAGGCUACGGAGCCAAGAAGCUGCCGCAGGCGAUCAUCAUCGGCGUGAAGAAGGGAGGCACCCGGGCGCUACUCGAAUUCCUCCGAAUCCAUCCCGACGUCCGAGCGGUGGGGGCAGAGCCCCACUUUUUUGACAGACACUACGCCAACGGCAUGGAGUGGUAUCAGGGCCUGAUGCCUAAAACACUGGAUGGACAAAUCACCAUGGAGAAAACACCAAGUUACUUUGUUACCAAGGAAGCAGCUGCCAGAAUCUAUGCAAUGUCCAAGGAUGCCAAGCUGAUAGUGGUUGUUCGGGAUCCUGUCACGCGGGCUAUUUCUGACUAUACGCAAACUCUCUCGAAGAAACCAGAUAUCCCCAGUUUUGAGAGCCUGACUUUCAAAAACAGGACUACAGGCCUGAUUGACACCUCGUGGAGUGCUAUUCAGAUUGGCAUCUAUGCCAAACACUUGGAGAAUUGGCUACAGUACUUCCCAAUGCAUCAGAUUCUGUUUGUGAGUGGAGAGAGGCUGAUCAGUGACCCAGCAGGUGAACUAGGCAAAGUACAAGAUUUUCUGGGUCUGAAGAGAAUCAUCACAGACAAACAUUUCUAUUUCAACAAGACCAAGGGCUUCCCCUGCUUGAAGAAGCCAGAGGGCAGCAGCAAGCCCCACUGCCUGGGCAAAACAAAAGGCAGAACCCAUCCCAACAUUGACCCAGAGGUGGUUCAGAGGCUGAGGGACUUUUACCGGCCUUUCAACAUGAAGUUUUACCAAAUGACAGGACAGAACUUCGGCUGGGACUAAGGUCAAUUUAACCUCAUGUAAUUACGAUAAAGACAUGUGAAUUUUUUGCUAUAUAUAUAUGUAACUUGUACAGAAAUCUAUUUUAUAAUAAUUUAUUUUUAAUUCUUAAGCAAUUAAUUCACUAAGCUGCCUAACCACACUGUACAUAGAUCAGCCCAUAUCUUCUAACAUUCCACAGUUUUUAAUUGCAUUGUUCAUUGAUGGUGCUGUCAUUCAUCGAUUUUUAUGAUUUAAUAUCCAAAAGCACAACUUUUUGUUACGGGUAUUCAGUGUUCAUAGGGUCUAACAAUUGAGCAUUUGACUCCUUGCCUGUCUACAUUGGCUUCAUGUAGAAAGUUCUUGCUGUGAGUCUGCCAAAAAAGCAAAUUGUGAUUAUAUGGUACAAGUCAGCGCAGAGGCUGCACAUAACUGUUGAACAUAAAAUCUUGUUUGCUAUAUCUUGUUUAAAAUCAUUGGUUGUAAUAAAUAUUUUCAAGUCCUCUCAUGAAUAGCAAAUUUCCAGUGUCUUGCUGCAUGAGGCCUUGUUUUGUCUUCUCUAGUUAAUCAUAAAGCCUACGUUCUGUUCAAUUCACAGCAUGACACUAUAGAUUAUUUCAGCACUCUGCAGAGUUUUUGAAAAUUGAGAUCCCUGUACUGAUUCCAAAUAUGCCUGAAUUGCUGUCUCUUCCUCCUCAUCAAUUUAUGACUAAAAUUGGAAAGACAUUCCCCACCCCC